AUGGGACACGCACUCUACCGGCUGAGAGCACUCGAGAAAGAAAGGCAGCGGAAGAAAGCUCACCUCCGAGCCGAACUGGAAGAAAUUGAGCUGAUAAUGGAAGAGCACAAAAGGUUGGAAAAGGAACUGAGAAAGUUGGAAGAGCAGCGCAAGGUAAAUAAGGCACCUCUCCGAGGUACACUUUUACGCACUUACAUCUUCCAGAUACUGACCAGAUUAGUGAUGGAAAUUGGUUUUAUGGUAGGUCAAUAUCUUCUGUACGGUUUUGGACUUGAUCCUCUCUACAAGUGCAUACGAUCGCCUUGCCCCAAUACUGUGGAUUGUUUCGUUUCCAGGCCCACAGAAAAGACUAUUUUUAUCGUCUUCAUGCUCAGCAUAGCCGCCAUCUCCUUGUUUUUGAAUAUACUUGAAAUCAUUCACUUAGGAAUCAGAAAGAUCAAACAGGGGCUUUACCUGGAGUCAGAGUUGAGCAUCUACAAAUCGAAGAAGAGUUCAGUUGUGCAGCAAGUUUGCAUUCUGACUAAUUCCUCACCUCACAAACUUGUCCCAAUGGCCCUAAGUGGUUAUAAGCUUUUACCAGAACAGCAGGGGGAUACUGGAAACCCUCGUAUGUUGCUGACUCCGACUUCGCUUAAUGUAAUUAAAGAACCAACUGAUCAGGCCGGAAGAGACCAAUUUCAACAAGACCUGGAACAACACACAAGAUGGCGUCAUGAUGAGCAUAUUGGCGAGCGCUCAAAUCAAAUGAAACGCACCCAUCACACUUUAGAGAUUCAAAAUCACUCAGCCAGUGGUGUUAAUGCCUCUAAAAAGCCCCAACAGAAUGACGUUAGUUCAAAAGCCAGCCAUAGUAUUGAUAGCGUAUUGGAACAAACUAAACUAACAACAUACCCUCCUAGUCAAAUGGAAAUCUCAGCCCCCUCCUAUAAUACUCUCCGCAAACAGAGUCGAGUCAGUUCUUACAAAGACUAUCCAGAAGAUUCUACUGAUGCUCAAGAUUGCAGUCAGCUUUCCACUGUCAGGAAGAUCAGCUGCACUGGGUCUAAAUCAAAAAUGAUUUCUGAAAGCGCAUUGGCCAGCCGACCUGAAAGUCCAGAUUCCACAAAUGUCUCUAGUUCUGAGUCAAAAUAUAAAGAAGAGAGUCCACCUGUUACCCAUGCUUCUUCAGGACGCAGAAUGUCAAUGGGCAUGCUUCUAGAGCUUUCUUCCAUCAUGAAAAAGUGAGGCGAUGACAAUCCAUAAGAAAUGUGUUGUAAUUUAU
Molecule: messenger RNA, 1261 nt
Organism: Carcharodon carcharias (great white shark)
Lineage: Eukaryota; Metazoa; Chordata; Chondrichthyes; Lamniformes; Lamnidae
Product: gap junction alpha-10 protein-like
Exons: 3
Coding region: 1-1224 (407 amino acids)
Biological process (GO): cell communication
Cellular component (GO): connexin complex
Source: RefSeq, a predicted model, not a curated record